Molecule: messenger RNA, 3717 nt
Organism: Chlorella variabilis
Lineage: Eukaryota; Viridiplantae; Chlorophyta; Trebouxiophyceae; Chlorellales; Chlorellaceae
Exons: 26
Coding region: 1-3717 (1238 amino acids)
Biological process (GO): positive regulation of transcription by RNA polymerase II
Cellular component (GO): nucleus
Molecular function (GO): ATP-dependent chromatin remodeler activity; ATP binding; DNA binding
Source: RefSeq, a predicted model, not a curated record
AUGGCGCCAGGCCAGCCGGUGCAGGGCAGGGCGAGCCCCGCGCCGGCAGGAAAGAUGCAGGUCUCGCAAGCGGCUGCCCCAGCCAGCGGCAGGGGCUUCUCCCAAGCCCAGCUGCUGGUGCUGCGCCAGCAGAUUGUGGUGUUCAAAGCCUUGAAGCAGAAGCAGAAGCCGGAACCGGCAGCCCUGGCGCAGAUCAAGCCGCCGCCGCUGCUGCCCGCGGGGACGCUGGUGCCCGUGCCGCCGCCAAAGCCGCCGCCCGCGGCGCCCCGGCCACAGCAGCCUUCACAGUUCCGCCCGCCGGCACCAGGCAUGCUGCCGCCAGGGGUAGCAGCAGGAGCGCCCGGCAUGCUGCCGAUGAGCGCCCCCAUGGUGCGACCUGCGGGCACAAUGCCAGCUGGCAUGACGCCAGCCACCCUGGCCGCUGCGCAGCAGGCGCAAGCGGCGCAGCAGCAGGCGCAGCAGCAGGCGCAACUGGCGCAGCAGCAGCGCGCGGUGGCGCAGCAGCAGGCGCAGCAGCAGGCGCAACUGGCGCAGCAGCAGCGCGCGGCAGCGCAGCAGCAGGCGGUGCAGCAGGCAACUCAGCAGCAGCCAGCGCAGCAGCAGCAGGCCAGCAGGGCUCCCCGGCCGCAGUCGGCUCGGCACAGCGGGCAGGGUCCUGUGUACACGUUGGCGGCGGCGCCCAAGGGCGGAGUCUUCACCGCCCCAGCCCCUCAGAGCGGCUUCCUGCGGCCGCAGCAGCUGCGGUACGAUGUGGCGCCGCUGCUGCAGUACGAGUACAACCGCAUGGUGGCCAGGAAGGAAGCGGAGCGGCAGGCGCAGGUGGAUGCCACGCUCAAGGGACCGGGCCAGCAGCAGGCGGGCACAGGCUUCCGGUACAGUUCGCACCAGAUGCCCAUCGGGAGCGCGACGCUGGAGAAGCUGCGCCUCAGGCUGCAGGCCAAGCAGCUGGAGGUGCGGCGGGCGGUGCAGGCGGAGCAGGAGGAGAUCAUGCAGGAGUACCUGCACAAGCUGGCCAGCAAGAUUGCCAGCGUGAAGAUGUCGGCUGAAAUCAGCAAGGCGAUGGCGCGGGCGCAGGAGGAGGCGCGCGCAAAGGGCCUGAGCGAGGAGGAGGUGCAGGCGGCGGCGCACGCGGCCGCCGAGGAGGCCGCCGUCACCAGCGACACCAAGCGCACCGCCGCCACGCUGAUGGAUGCGCAGAGCCGCUACUACGCACUGGCGCACAGCAACACGGAGGAGGUUGUCGACCAGCCCAAGCUGCUGCGCCCGCCCGGCAACGCGCGGCUGCGCGAGUACCAGAUCGUGGGCCUGCAGUGGAUGGUCAGCCUGUACAACAACCACCUCAACGGACUGCUGGCAGACGAGAUGGGGCUGGGCAAGACCGUGCAGGUCAUGUCCCUGAUUGCCUACCUCAUGGAGAAGAAGCAGAACUUUGGGCCCCACCUCAUCAUCGUGCCCAACGCGGUGAUCGUGAACUGGAAGAGCGAGCUGACGCAGUGGCUGCCCUCGGUCCGCUGCGUGUAUUAUGUGGGGAACAAGGACGAGCGCGCGCGCAAGUAUGCUCAGGAGGUGCAGAGCCUGCAGUUUAAUGUGCUGGUCACCACCUACGAGUUCAUCAUGCGAGACAGGGCGCGCCUCAGCAAGGUCGAGUGGCAGUACAUUGUCAUCGACGAGGCGCAGCGCAUGAAGGACCGCCAGUCCAAGCUGGCGCGGGACCUGGACAAGUUCAAAGCCUCGCGCCGCCUGCUGCUGUCGGGCACGCCGCUGCAGAACGACCUUCAGGAGCUGUGGUCCCUGCUCAACCUGCUGCUGCCAGAGGUGUUUGACGACAAGAAGAUGUUUGCAGAGUGGUUUGGGGAGGCCAUAGCCUCCACCCAGGGUGCUGCGGGGGCGGAUGCUGACUGGCUGGAGAUGGAGAAGCGGGUGGUGGUCAUCCACCGCCUCCAUCAGAUCCUGGAGCCCUUCAUGCUGCGGCGCCAGGUGGAGGACGUGGAGAGCAAGCUGCCCCCCAAGGUGCCCGUGGUGGUCAAGGUGGCGAUGAGCCCCUACCAGUCAACCAUCUACGGAUGGAUCAAGGCCUCGGGCACGCUGCGCCUGGAUCCCACCGCCCCCUUCCUGGGCAAGUUCAGGCGAGAGUACGCCUCGCUCAACAACAAGUGCAUGGAGCUGCGCAAGGUGUGCAACCACCCCAUGCUCAGCUACCCGCCCGAGACGUGGGCCGUGGGGGACGCCAUCGUGCGCCAGUGCGGCAAGAUGCUGGUGCUGGACAGGCUGCUGGUGAAGAUGAAGGUCACGGGGCACAGGGUACUGCUGUUCAGUACCAUGACCAAGCUGCUGGACCUGCUGGAGGUGUACCUGCGGUGGAGGCAGCUGCCAGAGCACCUGGGAGGCGGCACCAUGCAGUACCUGCGCAUCGACGGCAGCACAGCGCUGGAGGACAGGGAGAGUGCCAUCCAGCAGUUCAACGCCAAGGACUCCCCCGCCUUCAUCUUCCUGCUCUCCAUCCGCGCCGCGGGGCGCGGCCUCAACCUGCAGUCCUCCGACACCGUUGUCAUCUACGACCCAGACCCCAACCCCAAGAACGAGGAGCAGGCCAUCGCGCGGUCCCACCGCAUUGGGCAGACCAAGGAGGUGCGGGUGAUACACCUGGAGGCUGUGGCAGACGCGCCGCGCGGCAGCGUGGUGCCCCCCAACCCUGCGGCCGUGGCGGCGGUGGCGGCCGGCAAGCGGCUGUACGGGGACAGCAUUGAGAGCCUGGUUCGCAACGAGAUCCAGCGCACCAAGAUUGAGAUGGCCAACGAAGUUAUCGACGCGGGCAGGUUUGAUCAGCAGACGAGCAUGGAGGAGCGGCGGCACACGCUGGAGGCGCUGCUGCAGGACGAGGACCGCCAGAAGCGGGCGUGCAACGUGGUGCCCACCUGGAGCGACCUGAACAGGGAGUGGGCUCGGUCGGAGGAGGAGCUGGCGCUGUUUGAGCGGCUGGACCGGGAGAUGCAGUGGUUUGAGCCCACCAGCCUGGCGGAGGUGCCGCGCUGGAUGCGCUGGGGGCCGGGCGACCUGCCGGGCGCGCAGGCGCUCAGCAGCAAGCACGCGCCAGACGUGACGGCGGAGCUGGCAGCCCUGACCGGCACCGUGCUGCACAACCACCACGCCCCGCCGGCGCAGACGCGGCACCAGCUGGCGCAGCAGCAGCAGCACUGGGAGCAGCAGCAGCAGCAGCAGCAGCAGCAUUACGCGCCGCCCGCUGCUGCGUGGGCGCGGCCGCCGGCAGCGCAGCAGCCCUCGCGGCUGGUGGCUGCGGUGCAGGCAUUGGAGCCGGAGCCCACCGUGACCACCCUCAGCAGCCUAGGCGGGGAUGAGGGUGAGGAGGUGGAGUUUGGGAACGACGAGGAGGAGGAGGUGCUGGACGAGAACAUCAACAUGGACGAUGCCGAGACGGCCUCGCAGGGCGGCGCCAGCACCAGCGCCGGCAUGCCGCGCGUACCCUCCACCGCCGCCACCGCGGCUGCCGCCGCCGCAGCAGCCGGCGGGGCGGCGGCCGUGGCUGGGUGGGAGGCGGAUGGGGCGGGCGUGGCGGCGGAGGGCUGGGAGGAGGGCGAGGAGCCGCCGCACAAGCGGCACAGGAAGGGGCUGACGGUGCACUUUGCUGAGGAUGCAGCGGAUCAGCCGUCUGCCCCCGAACCCGCCCAGCAGCAGCAGCAGGCGUCGCCGACCGGGUAG